AUGGCACCCCCGAUCCCCACAACAACAACUCGUGGUCGUCGUGAAUCCGCACCGGAUUGGGUCUUGACGAACUACGACGUUGACACUUCCGUUCCCCCGGACGUCGAGACGGAACUCCGGCGAUUGCGCGUCCUCCAAUCCUACGAUAUUCUCGAUCGCGAGUGGGAUACAGCCUACGAUCGUUUGGCACAAAUCGCGGCACGAGCCUUGCAAACCCCCACGGCCUUGGUCGGUGUGGUCGAUCUCGGUCGGUACUGGCGUGUGGCCCUGCACAACUGCAACAGCAACAUUCACCAUAGUAACAAUCAUCAUCACCGUGAUGCUCCACGGGAACUGCCACGAAAGCAGGCCAUAGCGUCACACGUGAUACUCCAACGUCAGGGAUACUUGGUAGUCAUGAAUGUCGGGAAGGAUUCGCGUUUUGUCGAUCAUCCCGCCGUCCGCAACGGCACUUUCCAAUUCUACGCCGGAGUCGUACUCCGCUCGCCGGAAGGGUACCCUCUCGGUGUGCUCGCAGUUACCGACACGCAACCCCGAUUGCACGGCGUCUCCCACGAACAAUUGCAAACCCUGCGAGAUUUGGCGGACGCCCUUGUCGAUUUGAUGCACACGCGGCGGCGACCGAAAGGAGAUACGGGGCCUGCCGCCAUCACCCGUCCUACGGCUCCUGCUUCGACUACUACUACGACUCCUCCGUCCAAUCCACCAUCCCCCACCAACCACACCAACACCAAGGAUACCAACAACAGCUCAUCCUGGGGAGUGCAACGGUCCGCACGCUUUUUGCGACAGUACUUGGCCAAACUCAAUGACGACUCGACGCUCGAAAACGUCCUCACCAAGGACCAACGCGAACUACUCCGCUCAUCCUACGAUGCCGCCGCCUUUCUCCACGGCUCCCUCUUACCUCCCGAACAACGACAAGAGCUAGUCCGAGAAAAUCGUCCCGAUCAAGUCACCAGCGUACAGAUCGCUAGUCUGGUACAGAGUGUCGAACUCGCCAUGGAUGCCUUUCCCAAGACCGUGCCCGUCCGCUACCAAAUCGACGACGAACAAAUUCCACCCUUCGUCCUUCUCGUCGAACUGAAAAUAUUUCGAUCCUGCAUCGCCCUCUUGACGAGUGCCUGUGAACGCACCCGCCAGGGCGUCGUCUGCUUGCGGGUCUUUGUCCAACAACGCACCGUCACGCAGAAAGAACUCGUCUUUGAGUGCGAAGAUACCGGACCCGAUGUGGAACUGGAACAGUACGACGAUUUAUUCGACGCUCCCCUGGACCAUACCGCCGACGUUGGUGAAGAAGACUGUAUCCGGGCAGAUCCCCAUACGGGAAAAAUUCGCAAGGCACUCCGGUGCGCCACCGUCCCCAACAGUCGCAGGGGACAUGGCGUACACGCUCUGGCCGACUUUAUUGGUUCCAUCGAGGGCGGUGACUAUGGAUUCAGGCCCCGAGAAACCGAAGACUUUGAACCACAUGGCACUGGAACGGGGUCCGUCUUUUGGUUCAGUAUCGCCUUGCACACCCCACCAGCGACACGACACGGUACGGACGCAGUUGUGCCGCGACGACCCCAGCCUUGGAUCAUCUCCAGUGCACGGGGGCAUGGAUCCUUGGCAAAAUAGUAGAUUUUCCUAUAGUUGCUACCUAGGUAUUUAACAUGUAAGUAUUCCGGCUGGUCUUGUCGUCUGCAGUGGACUUAUUCGUCAUUUCAUACCGUCACAGUCGCGUGCUCGGUAACAAAGCAGCUUGGUGUUUCAGAGCCCGUAGCAAUGUUGCGUGCCGAUGCUUUUCUCCAAUGUGGGCUUCGAUGCGUUGACGAAGCUGGCGAAGUGACAACGGGCGAGACCCGAUCGCUGCUCUACUUCCCUCUUCCAGAUUGAGCAGAGUCCCAAAGAAGUCGGUC
Molecule: messenger RNA, 1901 nt
Organism: Phaeodactylum tricornutum CCAP 1055/1
Lineage: Eukaryota; Bacillariophyta; Bacillariophyceae; Surirellales; Neidiaceae
Exons: 1
Coding region: 1-1620 (539 amino acids)
Molecular function (GO): protein binding
Source: RefSeq, a predicted model, not a curated record